This is a messenger RNA of Colletotrichum navitas, 342 nucleotides long. RefSeq lists its product as uncharacterized. Lineage: Eukaryota; Fungi; Ascomycota; Sordariomycetes; Glomerellales; Glomerellaceae. The transcript has a single exon. The annotation marks the transcript as partial. The record is from RefSeq and is a predicted model, not a curated record.
CUUACCUGGCGCCCGUCGGAUCUAGGCCUGAUGAAGGGUUUCUUCACCCAUUACCGUCUAUGCCAACACGAGCUCCGGGCCAUGUCGGAAUUGUCAGGCAGCAGGGCCAGGCCAUACAACCAAGGAGGGCCGUUACCUCCGUUUUCCGUGCAACCCGAUCUCUUUGUGCUCGCCAGGCACAUUAAUGUCAAUAUCGCAAUCUUAUCCGACGCCGCCUGGGGUGCCAUCAGAGCCAAGAUGGUUUCGUCUAUAGAAUACACCAUCGAGAAGAAUGUUCGCAAUGGCAUCCUGUCGGUACUCUGGAGUGCGGACAAGGCACUUUAUAAAGGUCGGACGGCAUAA